Messenger RNA from Episyrphus balteatus (marmalade hoverfly), 8253 nucleotides. RefSeq names its product PDZ and LIM domain protein Zasp (gene Zasp52). Gene Ontology annotation, cellular component: filamentous actin; Z disc; stress fiber. Gene Ontology annotation, molecular function: actin binding; muscle alpha-actinin binding. Lineage: Eukaryota; Metazoa; Arthropoda; Insecta; Diptera; Syrphidae. Gene Ontology annotation, biological process: muscle structure development; heart development; actin cytoskeleton organization. The transcript is spliced from 17 exons. The record is from RefSeq and is a predicted model, not a curated record. The coding region runs from base 447 to 7808 and encodes 2453 amino acids.
UCAAUCGUUUGUAAACUGUGAAUACGGUUUGUUAUAAUACGGGCGAGAGCUAAAAAAAACUGCGCGAAAAGGAAGAUAAAAUUUAUUUAUUCUUCUCGGUGUUUUAUUAAUCUCUUCUUUUGGAAAGAUUUCUUGUUUUGUUUUUGUUUGUUGACGGAUUUUCCAAAAUUUUCCUUCAAAUAGAAUCGAAACGAAUUUUAAUUUAUUUUUUAAAUUAAUUGGAUAAACUGUGAAUUAUAAAAUCACUAAAAAGUGAUAGUUAACAAAAAAAAGUGAAACGAAUUUAAAACAUAAAUAUUUAAAAAAAAAAAAACGAAUUUUCAAAGAAAAAUAAUAAUUUUUCUAAAACAUCAUAAAGAAUAAAAAAAAAUUCUAUUGCAGCCGCAACAGAUUUUCGAAGUAGCCGAACCAAAAAAUCGAAAACUUUUUCAAGAUAAAUUAAAGCCAUGGCCCAGCUUAUGCAAAUUCAACUCCAAAGAUUCGACGCCCAACCGUGGGGAUUCCGUCUUCAAGGUGGAACGGAUUUUGCUGCACCACUUGUCGUCCAGAAGAUAAAUAGCGGUAGUUUAGCUGAACAAGCUGGUCUAUUGCCAGGCGAUGCUGUCAUUAAAAUUAACGACGUCGAUGUCUACAAUCUGCGACACAAAGAUGCUCAGGAUCUUGUCGUAAGGUCUGGCAACAAUUUCAUCGUCACAGUCCAAAGGGGAGGUAUGACAUGGCGCCCAUCCGUUACCCCAACUGGUCAGUUGCCAUCCCCAAACCCACACUCACCAUAUGGCCAAACAGUGACGAAAACUUCUCUAGCUCACAAACAACAAGAGGUUCAUCAUAUUGGCAGUGGAUACAAUAACUCUGCUCGUCCUUUCAACUCGGUUAAUGGAAACGAUGGUCAAGUGAAGAGCAUUGUCAAUAAGCAGUACAAUACCCCAGUUGGCAUUUACAGUGAUGAAACUAUUGCGGAAACUCUUUCAGCUCAAGCUGAAGUUCUUGCUGGUGGUGUUCUUGGAAUCAACUUCAAGAAAAACGAAAAACAAUACUCAGGCGAUAAGUCUGAAGUAUUGAAAUUCUUGCAAGAAGAAGAAACCGGUGAACAUGAACCAGAACCCAGAAGUCCGGCGAACUUCUACUGGACACACAGCCAUGCAAUAGGAGGACAACGACCAUCGCGACCUGUGACACCAGCAUCAUCAAAACCACACGAUGAACGAAUUGGGACUCCAUUACAACAGAAUACCCUGGCGCCGAGUGCUUCGCAUCGACCCAGUCUGCCCAGUCACCAUCCCGAGUCGAGAAGAGGCGAUGCCGCCGAGGAGAAGCCACCUUCGACCACCACUCCAACCAUUGAUCCUAGGUUGAUAAUUGCACCGGUUUGUCCGGCACUGCAAUCACCCGAAUACAAAGCCGAAUUGGAAGCGGCUGCAAUUGCAGCAGGAGUAGCUCCUCGAGAACAGAAGCCACUGACCAAUUUGCCGCAGUGUGCCAUUUGUGGUGUAGGAAUUGUUGGUGUUUUCGUCCGCAUCAAGGAUAAGAACCUUCACGUUGAAUGCUUUAAGUGCGCUACCUGUGGCACUUCGUUGAAAAAUCAAGGAUACUACAAUUUCAACAACAAAUUGUAUUGUGAUAUCCAUGCUCGCUUGGCUGCUUCACAAAAUCCACCAAGUGGAACUGAAGGAUAUGUUCCUGUGCCAAUUAAGCCAAACACCAAACUGAGUGCCUCAACAAUUUCCGCGGCUCUAAAUAACAUCGGUUACAAUGGUUCUCCAACUAAUGGAACUUCUACCCCUUUGUACUCUGCACCACCUAGCAAUAUUGAAAGCACAAACAUUUCUGAUCUACCACUGCCACCGCCCCCAUCACCAACACAACUUCAACAAUUCCAAAUACAAGAUGCUUUUUGCAAUGGAAACAAUUUAUUAACAAACACAACCCUAAACAAUCAUUCCCGUACAAAUAGUAGCCUUUCGACAGCCUCCUCAUCGUCCUUGUCUCUGUCGCCAUAUUCGUCAACAAAUGGAAUCAACAAUAAUAGUAGUUGCAGUCCAAUCAACAACAACAAUGCAAUCAUUGAAAAUUCCUUAAACAAUCAUAUUGGCAACCCUGCCAAUAAUAAUAAUAACAAUAACAAUUAUAAUUCAACAUCAACUCUGUCAUUAGACCGAUUUGCAUCUUCAUCAUCAUCGUCACCAGGACAUUCGAGACAACAGUCGACAUCGUCCUCGACUGGAAGUGGUAUAAUAACUGCUACAGACUUUCAGUUGCCGCCCCCACCACCCCCACCACUACCAUCAUCACAGCAACAACAAAAGCAUCAUCAAUACAAUCAAAUACAACAACAACUUCAACAACAACAACAACAACUAAACCCGAACCCGAAUCCAAUGACAAUUAAUCAAAGUGGCAAGCAAAACGAAAACGAUAUGAACUCGAACAAUCGAUAUGCAUCAUCUGGCAGCAACAACCCGGGCAGCAGCAUCCAAACAAAUGGUGUUGGCGUUAACAUUGGCAGCGGACAAGGAUCAGCCCCCUCUGGUGGCAGAGCUGAUGAUUCAAUUAACUCACGCACCGGGCAGGGCCAAGAAGGGGAUCAAUUCCAAUACGUUACGUGUCAGGGUAACGUAAUACGCAGCGUUAUCCCACCCGGUAAGGGAGUCUCAGUCAACUAUAAGGUAAAUCAGGGCUUUGCUCGUCCAUAUGGUGCUCCAGCUCCAGCUCCGGCAGCUGCCCCCAAAUCACCAACCUCAUAUCCACCACCACAAGUAGCCAAUCAGGCUGGAUGCAACAACAACAACAACAACAACAACUGGAACCAACCUAGGCAAAUUCCAGUUCAGCAUCAACAACAUCAGCAACAGCCAGCUAGCAAUAUGUAUGCUACUUUGCCAAGGAGCAAUGCUGGUCCCCAAGAAUAUGAACAGCAUCAAUAUUACGAAUGUGAAGGUCAUCGUCGUGUAGAAGAGCAUCGUGCUGCAUCAUAUUUCGAAGAAGAUACCGAAAUCAUCGAAGCCAAUCGGGAAUCUCGAAACUCCUUCGCUUGGCCGCCACCUCGGGAUGACUCACGACCAACACCUACUGCUGCUCCAUUGUACAUAGCUCCACCGGAGACUCAACAUGUAGUCCCGAAGCCAAUUCAGCAGAAACAAGUUUGCCAACAUGAAGAAGAAACUCGUUUGCAACAAGAACACGAGGAACAGCAACAAAUGCAAUGGCAAAGUCGCUCAGCCCCACAGCUGACCGGUUUGAGAGGAGGCAUGAAUGCUCCAGAAAUUGAAUCUAGUUCGGACAGCUACACCUCGACUUGUACAACCACAACUACGACUUCUGAAGAAUAUCAGAGAAUGUACAAUGCCCAGGUACAAGCCUAUCAAAUGCAAGGCUAUGAUCAAUCUGGAUCGGAGUUAGACUACCACAUGGACAUGGAGGUAGCCGCAAUGCAACAGCAAAACGAACAAUGCUACCUUAGCUCCUCGGAGUGUCUGUCCGGACGAAGAAGUGCUCAAGAGUGUGUUGAAAGUUUGGCAGGAACUCUGAGUACAUUCCGUUUAGUUGAUAUGGUCCGAGAAGUCACACCAAGUCCAAUACCUCCCCCAAAAGCCCCAAGACAUGUUGAAUUCAACGAUGAGCCACAAAUGGAACCCGACCGAAAGGCCAAAGAACCACCGAAAAAAGAGGUUCCUCCAAAGAAAGAAGAAGAACCACAAAAACCUCCGAAGACUGUGGAACCAUUAACACAACAAAAGUCAGUAGAAGAACCCAUCUGUGUUAAAGAAACCUACAAAGUUUGCGGCGAAGAGACCAAGUCUGAAGAAGAGAAACUAGUUGUUGAAGAUCGAUCAGAGAUUCUUCAAAGUCAACGAAUAUUCCAACCGACUCCGGAAAUAAAAAUCGAAAUCCCACCGGUGAAACCAAUUCCACCAACAAAUAUUCCCAACCCAUGUCCAAAAGAGUGGAUCAGUCCGAUGGUUCGUGCAUUGACUACAGCCCCGGAUACUCCAGUGCAUAUGGUAGAAUGUCUAUGCCCCAAGCCUUGUGACUUCACCUGCCAAUGUAACCCGGAGACUAUCGAAAAAGAAAAACAAGAAGAUUGUCAGAGAAAGAAAGAGGCAGAACGUUUGGCUGCGAUUAAGCCCGAACCCAAGCCUGCUCCGGAACCAGAACCAGAGCCGGUGUUCUUGCGUGAGUCACCCCCGAAAGGAUCAAAUAUCACAAAUGCUAUGACCACAGCACCCGACUUCAAACUACAAUUCGCUCCGAAUCCCAACAACGAGAUACCUUUACCCGAAGAAUCCGAACCCUACUUGCCUCCUCCAAUCGACAUGACUCCCUAUGAACGCGAAGACAGACGGCCAAAGUCUCCAUUCUUAAAAGCCCUCACAACGGCCCCCGAUACUCCUUAUAAUCCCUUCGGCCAUGAUGUCUGCUCGCAGCUUCUCGACCUCCCCACUCCCACUGAAAAGCUUUCAAUGGUCGAUGCCUUGAUCACGGCCCCCGAUCGCCCCUACACCCCUCUCAAUCCAGAGAAGGCAACUCUAAUAAUUGAAGAGCAAAAGAAAGCCGAAGAAAAGAAACCUUAUCAGUUCCAAGUCCUUUCCAACGAUGACACCUGCGAGUUCUCAGCUACUAAAACUGAACAACGUCAAACAUCAGCUUUUGCCAAUAUGACUAAUGUCGCCUCUUCAUUCCAACCAUCACGCGAUCCCCUCCCACCUGGUGCUCAUCGUAGUUCAAUUGUCCCCCCUCAACAACAAUCCGAAUACGAAUCCCAGCGUCGUGCAUCUCAGCGCAAUGUUUCGCAAAUGUCGUCUUCCACUUGUUGUGCUACCUCUUCUUCCAAGUCCGUUCAACAACAAUACCAACAACAACAACAGACUAAAAGUACGUCUUUAUUGUCAACCUCAACCUCUUCUGCUAUUUCUAAAGCUGAUUUGAAUGUGAUUGCUCAUGAAAUCGAUGAGAUGUUUGAAGAUACUCGAGUGCCCUUCCCGCCACCUUCUCCAUUGAGUCAUUUAAAAGCUCGUGCAUCCCCAUCUGGCCUACACAAACCCGACACAAUACCACAAUAUCAGAGAAAUUGGACAGUUUUGCCAACACAGAGACCCUGUCGUACCCCGGAACCACACGAACUUAGAGAGAAUGUUCCGCUUGCUUUCGUAGAAACACCAGCAUCACCAACGCCGGCAGUUCCUCCAACUCAUGCGCGCUUAUCCCCAUCUGGCUUACAUCAUCCAGACUCAAUACCAACUUACCAGUCACAUCGUAAGGUCUUACCGGAACCAGCUGUGCUAAGAGAGAAUGUACCGCUUGCUUUCGUUCAUUCACGAUCACCAACACCAAACCCGGAAGCUGUGUCUUCAUCGACAUGUUGUAAGGGAACAUGCUUAAAUGCUCAACAACAGCAAAAGCAACAACAUCAGGUACACCAACAACAACAACAACAACAGUCCACUAUUCAGCAGAGUUCUAUCAAGUCCUCACACACUGCUGCUAGUUCAAGUUCAACUGCCUCCAGGACUAUGACGAGAGUCAGCGAACAAAAACAGCAGCAACAAUAUCUUACGCCUACUCCCACAGUUCCAAUAAUCGUUGAAGACCGUUCCGGUCCAGUAACUAUGGCCUUCCAAUCUUUAGACGAACAUCAGCCUCAUGACGAAUCGUAUCCGCCAUCAAGGCCAUACACCCCGUCGCUGAUCAACAAGCCCGCUCCAAUCAUACCGUUCUAUCAAACCCCUGAGAAACUUUGCUUUGAAGAGUGUCCGGCUACAACAGGCCACGUGUUCGAUCGCCGAUCUGUGUCACCUUGUCCAGAUCGCGCCAAGUCCCCAGCUCCAGGUCCACCACCAAAUCCCCUUAGCGCCAUUCGUGCCCCAAGGCUAAGGGACAGCGACUUGCCAACUGCAUCUCCCAGAACUCUUCAAGUUGGUUCGAUUACAACUGGACAAUCAUACUUGGGUGCUCAGCAGAUGCAACAACAACAACAGCAACAGGGACAAGUUCUCUCGCACUAUCAAACGGCUAGUCAGUCAGGCUCCCACAGCUACGUGGAAAAGCCGGAGGUCGUACAGCAACGUCAAGUUGGCGAUCUUACAAUCCAAAAGCGGGAAAAAGAAUCCCGUCUUGCAGAAGAGAAGAAAUCCCAGUUAGAGAGCAAGACAACAUCGCAAGUUGGCAAUACCCAGAUCGAACGUAGACGCAAGGUUGUCGAAGAAUACGAACACACCCAGAAGGCCAAAACCAUCGAAAUCCGUACUGGAAGCAGCUCAAGCACCACAACUUCCACUACCGGUGGUGCUAUUACCGGUGCUGAUGUUCGCAGCUCUUACGGAAAGACCGGUUUUGUUGCCAAUCAGGCCCGUCGUUUAUCCGGCCUCGAACAGGAAAUCACAAAUUUGACCAGUCAGUCUCAAGCAAUCAGUGCCCGGGCCGCUACACUCACUGAAACCACAUUUCCACAGCUAUCUUCGCCAGAGCCCGUCUCUAAGUUCCCCAUUAAGACUGUUCUUUCUCCACACUAUGAACCUGAGCCGCAGAAAUAUGUCGUUUCUUCGUCCUCUUCUAACAAACUGGUUGGUCCGCCGCCAGGCUUCAAACAGCAACAAUUAUCUUCUUCUACACAAUCAUCGGUUUCCCAAAAACAACAACAACAACAAACACAUAGCGCGCAAUCAUCAUCGUCAUUAGCAGCAGUUAGCUCAAGCUGCACCUUAACAAAUGCUUCUGCUACUAACCAACAACAACAAAGUCGGCCCAGUGCCAUCCCGGUGCCAGCCUAUAAGCCACCCCCGGCACCGACUCAUCAUGCACAUCAUCCCCAGCAGCCAUCUGCUGGUGGUGUUGGUGCUGCUGCCGGUCGGUGUCCGGUAACUGGCAAGGUUUGCUCUGGUGCUGGCAGUGGUGCUGGCAGCAAUGUAUGUCGUGCACCAUGUUCACAAUCAAUGCAAUCGCAGCCGAGUAGCAAUAAUAACACAUAUAAGCCGACCGCUUCCACAGGUCCGGCAGGUUUUAAGCCACCGCAAGCUAGUCAAGCUCCGCCGCAGCAAAUGCAAUCGCAACAACAGCCAAAGCAGCCAUUGUUUAAGCCUAAUAUUCCAGCUGUGAAUGUUAGUAAUUCACCAACUUCUUCUUUUGCUCCUCCUCCUCCAACUCCGUCUACUCAACCUGCUCCCGGUUCAGGUCCCAGCAGCAAUAUUGGCGGCAAAGGUAAAGCUUUUGGAGCAACUUCAGCCCCCAAACGUGGUCGCGGUAUUUUGAACAAGGCAGUUGAGUCCGGUGUACGUGUACCAUUGUGCAGCAGUUGCAACAUGCAGAUCAGGGGACCAUUCAUUACUGCUUUGGGCCGUAUCUGGUGUCCCGAUCACUUCAUGUGCGUCAAUGCCAAUUGCCGUCGCCCAUUGCAAGAUGUUGGCUUCGUUGAGGAAAAGGGUGACUUGUACUGCGAGUAUUGCUUCGAGAAGUACUUGGCUCCAACUUGCAGCAAAUGCAGUGGAAAAAUUAAGGGUGAUUGCUUAAAUGCUAUUGGAAGGCAUUUCCAUCCUGAGUGUUUCACUUGUGCACACUGUGGCAAGCUCUUUGGCAACACUCCAUUCUUCCUUGAAGAAGGUAUGGCUUAUUGUGAAGCUGAUUGGAAUGAGCUCUUUACAACAAAAUGCUUCGCAUGUGGAUUCCCUGUUGAAGCUGGUGACAGAUGGGUUGAAGCUUUGGGCAACAACUAUCACAGUCAAUGCUUCAAUUGCACUUAUUGCAAAAAGAAUCUUGAAGGACAAAGCUUCUAUAACAAAGGAGGACGUCCAUUCUGCAAGAAUCACGCGCGUUAAGAAAAAUUGCCCCAUCGUUAAAUAUUUUGUGUCUUAAAACCACUUCAGGGAAUGUGCAUAUUUAAACUGGAACAAAAACUAAAAAAAAAAAAAAACAACAAUUAAAGAAAAAACUAAAACAACAUAAAUAUUUUACUUUUAUUGCUUAGAGCUUAUCAUUUUAUUAAUUUUAAAUAUAAACAAAAAAUGUGUAUGUUUUUACUAUAAACUAUUAAAAAAAUAAACAAAAAAAAAAGUCAAUUUUAAUCGAUGAUGGAGAGAGAAAGGGAGGAUAUUAAAUUAUAUAUUUUUGUAAAAAAAAACUAAAGAAAUAAUUGAUUUGCUUAAAAAAAUUGUAUGAGUAGUAAUUUUGAUAGUGUAAGAUAUUUUGCCUGCUCCACUGUAUUGAAGUUAAAGAAGGUGUAAAUUAUAUUGAAUUGAGCCUGGUGCUAUGCAAUGAAAAAUA